Molecule: messenger RNA, 219 nt
Organism: Chlorella variabilis
Lineage: Eukaryota; Viridiplantae; Chlorophyta; Trebouxiophyceae; Chlorellales; Chlorellaceae
Exons: 3
Coding region: 1-219 (72 amino acids)
Source: RefSeq, a predicted model, not a curated record
AUGGCGUCCAGGGCGUCGCCACUGAGCAGCAUUUGGAGUGGCGCACUGGGCUUCAGGGGCAGGAGGAGCUUUGUGGCCUGGAUGGUGGCGGGAGGGCUAGCUUACUAUCUAUACGUCGUUCCAGACAAGCAGCGAGCGGAGGAGCAGCAGCGGGUGAGGGAGCAGGCCAAGCGGUGGGCGGAAGAAGCGGCGGCAGCGGCAGCGGCGGACAAGCAGUGA